AUAGCAUUGUGGAAAAAGGAUAAGUAGGGUCAAGAAAGAAACUUUCAAGGGAUGAUUUUCCAAAACUCUGCUGCUUCAAAGCUAAAUCAGUUUGGAUGCUGACUUCUUACCUUAAAUGUUGUCUAUUUUGCUGAUCCAAUGCACUUACUUUUUUCUGUUGAAGCUAACAGAAUAUAUAUCUAAAAAUAGAUUCUUCAGCCAUCACAGCUUUUCUUGUUUUGAUUACGAUCACAACAUAGCCUCGUUCGGGUUUAAAUUGGCGUACGAGGCGCAUAAUCUAGCAAAAAAAAAAAAAUGGACUCGCAUUACGCUGCUCGUAAAAAAGUGCUGCUUUUCUCUCUCGUUACAUUCUGCACUUUCUAUAAUUGUUAUGCAAGUGUGGUCAAUGCAAGUCAAACAGCAUGGUUGUCCGUAAACGUGUCAGACAGUCGUGUUCGAAAAAUACCGCACACAAUGUUUGGUUUGUCGUUUGAGGAGAUCAAUCACUCGGGUGCUGGUGGAUUAUGGGCAGAGCUUGUUAGCAACAGAGGUUUCGAAGCCGGGGGUCAGAAUAUUCCAUCGAAUAUUAGUCCUUGGUCCAUUAUAGGCGAUAAGUCAUCGAUACUUGUAUCAACCGACCGUUCAUCGUGCUUCGAUAGAAAUAAAAUCGCACUUCGAAUGGAGGUUUUGUGUGACGGAAAUGGUCGAAAUAUUUGUCCGGCUGGAGGAGUUGGAGUUUACAACCCUGGAUUCUGGGGCAUGAAUAUUGAGCAAGGAAAGACGUAUAAAGUUACCUUUUACGUUCGUUCUUUGCAACCAAUGGAAAUGUCUGUAUCUUUCGUUGAUUCGAACGGAUUGCGUACGCUAGCCACAGCUGAUAUAACAGAUGGUAAUGUAAGAGAGUGGACGAAAAAGGAGAUUACGUUGGAAGCAAAGGGAACGGAUGCUAAUUCAAGAUUGCAAUUGACGACGACGAAAAAGUGUACUGUAUGGCUCGAUCAAGUCUCGGCUAUGCCUUUAAGCACACACAAGGGGCAUGGAUUUCGAAACGAUCUUUUUAACAUGCUUGCUGAUUUGAAGCCGGGAUUUAUCCGAUUUCCAGGCGGUUCGUUUGUCGAAGGAGAAUGGCUAGUGAAUGCGUUUCGAUGGAGAGAGAGUAUCGGACCAUGGGAAGAAAGACCUGGCCAUUUCGGAGAUGUUUGGCAAUAUUGGACCGACGAUGGACUUGGUUAUUUCGAAUAUCUCCAACUCGCGGAAGAUUUAGGUGCAUUGCCAGUUUGGGUUUUCAAUAACGGAGUCAGUCGAAGUGAACAAGUUGAUACUUCGAUCAUUUUACCUUUCGUUCGAGAUAUUCUUGAUGCACUUGAGUUUGCAAAGGGAGACCCCACUUCUAAAUGGGGUUCCGUUCGAGCUUCCAUGGGCCAUUCGGAACCGUUCGAUUUACGAUACGUUGCUAUUGGAAAUCAAGACUGUGGAAACAAGAAUUAUCACGGGAACUAUAUGAAGUUUUACGAUGCUAUAAAAGGGGCAUAUCCGGAUAUCAAGAUUAUAUCAAACUGUGAUGGUUCUGUUCAACGGUUGGAUGAUCCAGCGGAUUUGUACGAUUUCCACGUUUAUACGAACGCGAAUUCUAUGUUUUCGAUGGCUCACAACUUCGACCACACAUCAAGAAGUGGACCGAAGGCUUUUGUGAGUGAAUAUGCCGUGACUGGAAACGAUGCUGGCAGAGGAAGUCUUUUGAAAGCGCUUGCCGAAGCUGGCCUCCUUCUCGGACUAGAGACGAAUAGUGAUGUUGUUGAAAUGGCGAGUAAUGCUCCUUUGUUUGUGAAUGCGAACGACAUGAGGUUCACGCCAGAUGCAAUAGUUUUCGAUUCUUCGAAAGUGUAUGGUACUCCUACAUACUGGAUGCAGCAUUUCUUCAAAGACUCAAACGGAGCGACUCUUCUGAAUUCCAAACUGCAACCAAGUUCUUUAACUUCUCUUCUCGCAUCCGUUAUUUCUUGGAACAAUCCGGAAGAUAACAGAAGCUAUUUGAGGAUAAAGGUUGUGAAUUUUGGAAGCAGCGGAGUAAUUCUUAAUGUCUCGAUUAACGGAAUGGACCAGAGUUCUAUCGAAGCAGCAGGUUCCACAAUAACUUCACUCACAUCUCAAAAUGUGAUGGAUGAAAAUUCUUUCAAUCAACCAAAGAAGGUGGCUCCAAUCACAAGUCCACUAGGAAAAGUAAGCAACAAAAUGAAUGUUAUACUAGCUCCACAUUCUUUAACUUGUAUUGACUUGCUGAGAAAAUCAAACUUUAUAGAGGCUGUAGCAUCUGAAGAUCUCCAUACCUCAAUCUAAUUUAUUAUAUGAAUAAUUAUAUGCUUUUAUUUUUCGUAAUAUUUUCGAAAUAAUUCUCAA
Molecule: messenger RNA, 2376 nt
Organism: Erythranthe guttata (spotted monkey flower)
Lineage: Eukaryota; Viridiplantae; Streptophyta; Magnoliopsida; Lamiales; Phrymaceae
Product: alpha-L-arabinofuranosidase 1
Biological process (GO): L-arabinose metabolic process
Molecular function (GO): alpha-L-arabinofuranosidase activity
Source: RefSeq, a predicted model, not a curated record